Messenger RNA from Myotis myotis, 5519 nucleotides. It is a transcript of the gene MAP3K13, whose product is annotated as mitogen-activated protein kinase kinase kinase 13. Gene Ontology annotation, biological process: protein autophosphorylation; JNK cascade. Gene Ontology annotation, molecular function: JUN kinase kinase kinase activity; ATP binding; protein homodimerization activity. Lineage: Eukaryota; Metazoa; Chordata; Mammalia; Chiroptera; Vespertilionidae. The record is from RefSeq and is a predicted model, not a curated record. Bases 300 to 3185 code for a protein of 961 amino acids. The transcript has 14 exons.
AGUCCGUGCGGAAUCCUAAACCAGCCCAAUUUACAUCCAUUCAUGAAUCUGUGACGUCAGCAAGCCUGCGGGCUCCUGUGCGGUGGGCUGCUGGAUUGUGUGGGCGGAAUUCCCCUCCCCCUCAUUGCUCUAAUCCUGCAAGGCUUUUUAAAUUAACCUUUCAUCUUUUCGAUGCAAGAAAAUGGAACGACAUGUGUAGGAAUUCUUCAUUGUUGUUUUGGAGCCCUCUCUUACAUCAGAACUCUAUUCAGAUAAUCCUCUGAGUGUCAUCUCAGGGCCUCGGGCACACUCAUGGCACGAUGGCCGACCCUCAGGAGCACCUGAGCUGCUCCUCCUCCCCACACUUACCCUUGAGUGAAAACAAAACCUUCAAUGGACUGCAAGAUGAACUCCCGCCCAUGGGGAGCCACCCUUCACCCAAGCUCCUUCAGGACCAGCAGGACAAGGGGGUGGUGCAAACCGAGCUAACGGAGGGCAUGCACAGCCCCAUCACCACAACAGUGUUGACAAGUGUGAGCGAGGAUUCCAGGGACCAGUUUGAGAACAGCGUUCUUCAGCUAAGGGAACAAGAUGAAUCGGAAAUGGCCGUGUCUCAGGGGAACAGCAACACUGUAGAUGGAGAGAGCAUGAGCGGAACAGAAGACAUCAAGAUUCAGUUCAGCAGGUCAGGCGGCAGCAGUGGUGGGUUUCUUGAAGGACUGUUUGGAUGCUUAAGGCCUGUAUGGAAUAUCAUUGGGAAGGCGUAUUCCACUGAUUACAAAUUACAGCAGCAAGAUACUUGGGAAGUGCCAUUUGAGGAGAUCUCAGAGCUGCAGUGGCUGGGUAGCGGAGCCCAAGGAGCUGUUUUUCUGGGCAAGUUCCGAGCGGAGGAGGUGGCCAUCAAGAAAGUGAGAGAACAGAAUGAGACGGAUAUCAAGCAUUUGAGGAAGUUGAAGCAUCCUAACAUCAUCGCUUUCAAGGGUGUUUGUACUCAGGCCCCAUGUUAUUGUAUCAUCAUGGAAUACUGUGCCCAUGGACAACUCUACGAGGUUUUGCGAGCGGGCAGGAAGAUUACGCCUCGAUUGCUAGUAGACUGGUCCACAGGAAUCGCAAGUGGAAUGAAUUAUUUGCAUCUUCACAAAAUUAUUCAUCGUGAUCUCAAAUCACCUAAUGUUUUAGUGACUCACACAGAUGCAGUAAAAAUUUCAGAUUUUGGGACCUCUAAGGAACUCAGCGAUAAAAGUACCAAGAUGUCCUUUGCUGGCACAGUCGCAUGGAUGGCGCCAGAAGUGAUACGAAAUGAGCCUGUCUCUGAAAAAGUCGAUAUAUGGUCCUUUGGUGUGGUGCUUUGGGAAUUGCUGACAGGAGAGAUCCCUUAUAAAGAUGUAGACUCUUCGGCCAUUAUCUGGGGUGUUGGAAGCAAUAGCCUACAUCUUCCAGUUCCUUCCACUUGCCCUGAUGGAUUCAAAAUCCUUAUGAAACAGACAUGGCAAAGUAAACCUCGCAACCGACCUUCUUUCCGGCAGACACUCAUGCAUUUGGACAUCGCGUCUGCAGAUGUUCUUGCCACCCCACAAGAAACUUACUUCAAGUCUCAGGCUGAAUGGAGAGAAGAAGUGAAAAAACACUUUGAGAAGAUCAAAAGUGAAGGGACUUGUAUACACCGCUUGGAUGAAGAGCUGAUUAGAAGGCGGCGAGAAGAGCUCAGGCAUGCUUUGGAUAUUCGUGAACACUACGAGAGAAAACUUGAGCGGGCUAAUAAUUUAUACAUGGAGCUGAGUGCCAUCAUGCUGCAGCUGGAAAUGCGGGAGAAGGAGCUCAUUAAGCGUGAGCAAGCCGUGGAAAAGAAGUAUCCUGGGACCUACAAGCGACACCCUGUCCGUCCAAUAAUCCACCCCAAUGCCAUGGAGAAGCUCAUGAAAAGGAAGGGCGUGCCUCAUAAACCUGGGGUGCAGACCAAACGGCCAGAUCUGCUGCGGUCAGAAGGCAUCCCCAGUGUGGAGGUGGCUCCCGCUGCGUCCCCCUUGUCCGGAAGCCCCAAAAUGUCCACCUCAGGCGGCAAGAGCCGGUACCGGAGCAAACCACGCCACCGCCGGGGGAAUAGCCGAGGCAGCCAUAGUGACUUUGCAGCAAUCUUGAAAAACCAGCCAGCCCCCGAAAACUCACCCCACCCCACGUAUCUACACCAGGCUCAACCCCAGCACCCUUCUCUGCAGCAGCAGUACCAGCAGCCCCCUCCCGCCACGUCUCAGCGUCACCAUCCCAGGCUCAAUGUGCACGGCCAGGACAUUGCCACCUGCGCCAACAACCUGAGGUACUUUGGCCCCGCGGCUGCCCUGCGGAGCCCACUCAGCAACCACGCUCAGAGACAGAUGCCUGGCUCCAGCCCUGACCUCAUCUCCACAGCCGUGGCAGCAGAUGGCUGGAGAAGUUCUGAGCCUGCCCAGGGCCAGGCCGGCCCCUGGGGCUGCUGCCAGGCUGACCCCUACGACCCCUGCGUCCAGUGCAGGCCGGAGCAGUGCGGGCCCCUAGACAGUCCCUUUGCUGAGCCGGUGGGGAGGAGCCCCGACCUUUUCAAGUCACCAGCACACAAUCUCCUCUCAGAAAAUGCCCAAGGUUCUGAGAAAAUGGAAGAAAACGAAGAAUUCAGUGGCUGUAGGUCUGCCUCGUCCCUUGGCGUCCCUCAUCACAACACCCCACCAGCGCUACCUCGAAAAACAAGGCCCCUUCAAAAGAGUGGAGAUGAGUCCUCAGAAGAGGAAGAAGGGGAAGUAGAUAGUGAAGUUGAAUUUCCACGAAGACAGAGGCCCCAUCGCUGCAUCAGAAGCUGCCAGUCGUAUUCAACCUUUAGCUCUGAGAAUUUCUCUGUGUCCGAUGGCGAGGAGGGAAAUACCAGUGAUCACUCAAACAGUCCUGAUGAGUUUGCUGAUAAACUUGAAGACCGCCUGGCAGAGAGGCUCGAUGACCUGCUGUCCCAGACGCCGGAGAUUCCCAUCGAGAUCUCCUCGCAUUCAGAUGGGCUCUCUGACAAGGAGUGUGCCGUGCGCCGCGUGAAGACGCAGAUGUCUCUGGGCAAGCUGUGUGUAGAGCAGCGUGGCUACGAGAAUCCUAUGCAGUUUGAAGAAUCGGACUGUGACUCUUCAGAUGGGGAGUGUUCUGAUGCCACAGUGAGGACCAAUAAAUACUACAGCUCUGCUACUUGGUAAUGAGAGGACACCCAUCCUGAAGAUGACGUGACAAUACUGAUGUUUCAGAUCCACCCCACCCCGAUUCCUCCCGCUCUCCCCCUGCCUUUUUGUCUGGGAAGAGAGCUGCCCCAUCUUUCUUACCCCUAGAAAUAAGCUGCAAUAACAGGAACAUGAGACUUCGCAAAUCUCUGGAAAAAAAAAUAUCCAAAUGAAACUAAGUCUCACUGAACAUUUCAAUCAAGAAUGGCAGGGAUCUAUUUUAUUGAAUAUUCUAGCUACUGUAACAUUGAUAUUUAUUUUUGUUUGACAUUUUAACACUUUGUACUGUAAAGAUUGAACUAUAUAUGAUAGAGAGAGAGACAAUAAUUUCUUGGGGGGAAAAAGAGAGAGAGAGAAAGGAAGAAAGAAGUGAAAUUUAGAAGCAACAUUCUUGGUAAUUUGUGGGGCCAAGAGGUAUUAUUGCUACUUGAACAGGGGACCAGUUCUUUUGACCAUAAGUGACUGAAGAAGAGCCAGAGCAAGACAUGUUGAGCAUUUUAGAAAACAAAGAACAGCAAAAGAAAAGCAAUUCCGGGUAACUUGUGAACAGACCACAUUUAAGUUCAACCAGCUUAUCCUUUGGGUGAUGAAAAUUAUCUAGAAAAGUUUGGUAACCAGAUACUUGCACCCAAGGUCUUUGAGGGCAUGUGCUUCCUCUAGGAGGAAAAAAAAAACUGUAUAUGUGAAAACUGGUUUCAUUUUUAUUUAUUUUAAGCAGCAUUUAGUUGUGAAACUUAUGGAUAGAGUCGAAUCUUCCUUGACAAACAUUUACCUUUUAAAUGCUGUCAUUGCCAUUACCUUGACAAAUGUGUGACCUUGACCAAUGUGCCAUUUCCUCAUAGCCAUUUCCUUUCCACCUGGUGACCGCUUCCUUUAGGAAAAAGGGGAGGGCUGAGAAGAAGAGAAGGACAAGAGAAAAAGGAAACUGACGACAGUGUUAGAAAAGCAAACGUGGAAUUUGUAAAAGUACGUUGUCAGAACCUCUCAGUUCCGCUCGUCCAGAAGGUGGAGCUAGCCCUCUGUGGAACCAGGUCGCUUGUCUACUAGAGUCAUAUUGAUUCAAACAGGAGAACAGACUUUGAAGGCAGCUAGGGUGUGUGUGAGUCUGUCCAAUGUCCAAUCACAAACCAUUCCCUUGUUUUUACUUAUUAACUCAUUCUAUCCUGUAAGCUUUAGUGACUGGCUUCCACUAUCAGAAUAAGGGCAAAAUAAGCAAGUUGCAAAAGACACCCCCACCACAGUAUCCCAGCACAAUAGCAUUUUUGUUCAAAGCUGUUUGUGAAAGGUCUUUUACUUUUCUUCGGAUGAACGCAGUUUUAAAUCACUGGAUUUGGGAAUUUGUGCAAAGAAUAACUGAUGCUGAGCAGCAAUUGGGAAGAUUUUGCCUUUUCCAAAGCAUGAGGUCCUUCCUAUCCAGGGUCAUGGGCUCUGAAAAGCAUGCCAAGGUACAUCAUGGUACCUCAGCUGUAAGCCAAUUUUUAUGUAGAAUUUUAUAUAAAAACAGAUGUCAGCCUCGUUCCUGUCUCUGUCUCCAAGAUAGAUUACUGUCAAACAAUGUCUCUAGGCUCAGAAUCUGAAGGCGAUGGCUAGAGUCUUGGACACGGCAUCGUGUUGGACAUUAGGAGAGACUUACACAUAUUGGCAUUAAACCAUUCCAGUGCAGGUGGAAACGUCGCCCUCCGCUGGGUUUCACUGAUUGCAUCAGCCAAAAAGGAGUCAGGAGGGAAUUGAGAGCAGUUCCUUUUGCUUGUCUGAUCCCUCAUUUGUUUACAAUUUAUGUUGAGAUAUUAAUUUAAAAUUUACUGUCUUUUAAUUUAUAGCUCUUAAGUAAGAUGAAGGAAAAUGUCUAACUUAUACAGAGAACAGUAUUGUUUGCAUUAAAUUAUUCCAUUUUGUAUACAUUCUGUAGCUGGACUACAUGAAAGAUCUUAAGUUAUGGCAUUAUUAUCAUUGUUAUUUUAUUUUAUAAUAAUUAUUGUCAUUCUCAUUUUCUGUGGAUCAGAAGGAGUGGUUUACAGUGUAGCACAAUGAUUGUGUUUAUCGCUAACCAUGAAUUACCGUGAAUUGUUAUGAUUUUUAUGAAGGAAUGAAAAUGAGACUGCCACUCGGGAGCUCUCCAGUAUUCAUCUUAGGUGCAUUCCCUCAUUUUCUGUGUGCAACAAUCAUCUGAGGAUGUGUGCUCUGCCCUGGAGCCCAGUGGGCACAUGGUGACUUUGACUUGAUUGUGGAAGCUCCUGGGUGGGCAGAUGACUGAAUGGAUGGACAAAUAGUUCAAAGGCUGUAAUAUUUCUCAAGUUUCUUAAGAAAUAAAAU